This is a messenger RNA of Penicillium hordei, 2898 nucleotides long. RefSeq names its product putative transmembrane glycoprotein. Gene Ontology annotation, molecular function: calcium ion binding. The transcript has a single exon. Gene Ontology annotation, cellular component: membrane. Lineage: Eukaryota; Fungi; Ascomycota; Eurotiomycetes; Eurotiales; Aspergillaceae. The coding region runs from base 1 to 2898 and encodes 965 amino acids. The record is from RefSeq and is a predicted model, not a curated record.
AUGGCGUUCUUUCUCACCAUCGUGCUGGCUUACCUGUCAGUCGCCAAUGCAGCAUCCUUGGCUGCCAAUUAUCCUAUCAACUCGCAAUUGCCACCUGUUGCACGAAUUUCACAGCCUUUCCGAUUUGCAUUCGCCCAAAGUACUUUCUCUAACAGUGACUCGCACACUAAAUACUCACUAUUGGAUGCACCAUCAUGGCUCAAAGUGGAUAGCAGCAGUCUCACCCUGUCCGGAACGCCCCAUUCAGGAGACAGUGGCGCUAUCAAGUUCAAACUUGUGGCAUCGAAUGGUUCGGCAAAAGACAGCAUGGACGUCACUUUAAUCGUGACAGCAGACCAGGGACCGACGGUGAAGAAACCGCUUAUACCUCAGCUACAGAAAUUAGGACCAGUCUCAUACCCUGCCACGCUGUUCAUCCAUCCAGGUCGUCCAUUCUCAAUUGAGUUCGAUCAGGAUACCUUCGACAACACGCAUCCUGCUACGAUCUACUACGGAACCUCGCCGAACAACGCCCCGCUACCUUCUUGGAUCAACUUCGACCCGGCAGCGCUAAAAUUUGCUGGAAAUAGCCCUGCCUUUCCAGGCGCGGAGCCUCAGACAUUCACUUUCCAGAUGAUCGCAUCAGAUGUAGCUGGGUACAGUGCGGCCAACGUGACAUUUGAACUCUCGAUCGGUCCCCACAUUCUGACAUUCAACGAGACUGUUCAAAGUUUCAACCUUACGAGAGGAGAAGAGUUCAACAGCCCCAAAUUCACUAGCCUUCUGUCUAUAGAUGGUUCACCAACUUCUGUCAAAGAGCUGGCAAAAGUCGACGCCAAAUUGCCGGAUUGGUUGAAGCUGGAUAAGGACAAUAUAUCGCUGAGCGGGACGCCACCCGACAAUGCCGUGAACCAGAAUAUCACCAUCGCUGUUACCGACUCUUUCCAGGACCAAGCACACAUGAUGGUUCGCCUAGAAUUCUUGAAGCUGUUCCUCGACACCGUCGAUGGGUGUGAGGCAGCCAUUGGGCAAGACUUCAAGUUCGUGUUCAAUCAGUCUAUCCUCACCGAUGACUCUGUACAAUUGGAGGCCGAUUUGGACAACGAGCUCACAUGGCUUACCUACUUCUCGGACAACAAGACUCUUUACGGACACGUUCCAGAUGACAUGGAUCCCAAGAAGUUCACCAUCCCUCUUACUGCAUAUCAGGGAUCGACCGAAGACACGAUGGACUUCGUUCUUGAUGUCCUCAAAGCCUCGGACACACAUUCGAACCCCACAGAUCCGUUUACCACUUCAUCUGACACCCCCAAGCAGAAGAAGGCUGGCAUCAUCGCCAUCUCAGUCGUUGUCCCUUUUGUGGUAAUUUUGAGUCUGCUGAUUCUCUUCUGCUGCUGGCGUAGCCGCAAGAACUCACCUACUGUCGAAGAGGGUCAAUCCGACAGCAAGAUUGCUCCACCACGACCUGUUAGGCCUGAUGUUCCUAAUUGUCAGCCAUCCAUGACGAAAAGACCUUCCCACGAUGACAAUUCCGAAGAUUGGAUGAGUCCUAUCUCACCGUCAUCGAUUCCCAAGCUCGAACUUGGGCCCGCGUGGAACGUGUCACAAUUUGAUAAACCUCAACACCCGGUUAACUUUGCUACUCCUGAGCCCGUUAUUCCUCCUCGCUCUCCUGCUCGCAACUCUCCUGCUCGCAACUCUCCUGCUCGCAACUCUCCUACUCGCAACUCUCCUACUCGCGACUCUCCCACUCGCGGUGGCUUUGUCCCACUGCGAGACCCCAUCAUUCAAGAUGAAACCCCCGUUCAAGCCGGUUCACCUUCCAAGAAGCAAAACAAUCGCCUCUCAUACACGAACACGACCAGCCCAAUGCGCCGUAGGACCAUCAACCGUUCCCGACGAGAGCCAUUGAAGACGAUCCAGCCGCGAGCCAUGAAGCGAGAAUCUAUCCAAUCAUCUAAGUCAAGGAGAUACUCAAAGCGCUCGAGCGGUAUCUCCUCCAUUGCCUCUGGACUACCCGUACGAUUCAGCGGAGCUGGCCAUGGCGCCGGCGGCUUCGGACCUCCCGGCCACGGGGUGGUGCACACAUCAUGGCAAAAUGCGCGAGCCUCAAUGUUGGGCGAUGAGACCAGCCUAACACAGAUGGCACCAUCGUUCUCGCGCCCGCCAGCAGCAGGACGCAUGCGUCACAGCAUGGCAUCCAGUAUCCCCGAAAACUACAAGCGUAUGACCCUACGCACCGUCGAUCCCGACGACUCCAUCUUCUCUGAAGCCGACUCCCUGGAAGCCUUUGUGCACAGCCGAGCCAAGCACCGCAACUCUUCCAACCCUCUCUUCUCCGCGCAAAUCAGCCGGCGCACUUCCUCCGGAAUGCGCGCACUCGAUCGAAACCGCAGCAUGCGCAGCCGCGCCGAUACUGUCUCCGUGUCAACCUUCAGCGACGAAUUCCGCCAAUCCAUUCAAGAACGGCCCCUAUCGACUGCGAUGUCGGCCUCGGAAUACGGUGACGACAGUAACACGAACCGCUUCUCCCAAUAUCAGAACCAGGCCGGUCUGUUUCCCCUUGCUGAGGGUAGCACAAAUGGCCAGAGCCAGCUGAGUCUUGCACAAGACUACCGCGGUGCUAUCUCCCCGCUACCGCGGUUCUGGAGCGAGAACAGUAUGGGCAGUGCUCGGCGGUUGGAGGGCCAGGGCAACAGCAACCCUCAGCGUCACAAAGUAAAUGAUGAAAAUGCUAUGCCGCAUAGCUCGUCUAUGGUCUCGGACCUGGAAGAGCAUCUAUCGCGCAAGGUCAGCCCUAGUAAGAACGCCAAUCAUCAGUGGUGGUUGUCGUCGCCUCUUGAGUCCUCGCGGCCGUUGAAGAAUACCGAUAAUCGAGGUCUUCCUAUCGCCAGUAGUGGAGAGCUGGCAUUUGUUUGA